This is a messenger RNA of Blumeria graminis f. sp. triticale, 966 nucleotides long. Lineage: Eukaryota; Fungi; Ascomycota; Leotiomycetes; Helotiales; Erysiphaceae. The record is from the annotation of a GenBank genome assembly.
AUGCGCUUCAUAAUCAGCCCGCUCAUAUUCAUUUUAGGCUGUGCUGGUGCCAUAAGCCAUGAUCUCUCUUGCCUGCGAGACCUAAUAUCUUCUUUAUCUCCAUCAUGCAGAGAUUCGAUUUCUAUAAUUGCUUGCCUCCACACCACAGAAACUGCACCAGUUUCUGCAAUUGAGUCAUGCUUCCGCCGUAAUGCCUGCCCUGAUGAAGAUGUUCAUUCAGCGACAAAUCGCUUCAUAAGCAGUUGUCGAACAGAUCCAAAUACAGAUGGCAAAGAAAAUACCGAAUCAAGCACUGCAUCCGUCACUUCGAAUCAAAACACACAUCCCACAACUACUGCGUCACAUUCUCAAGCAACUUUACCAAACGAAAGCACAACACAAUCACUAGGCCAUUAUGAGACGAAUAUUAUGGCGACACGGGCGACCUCAUCCUUCAAGUGCAGUGUAACUAGCAUGAUACCCACAAGUGUAUGUUCGUUUUCUGGUCAGCAUACGCUAGGCUGCACAUCAACUGCUAUAGCAACUGCAUCCUGUGCACCCGAGAAUAUUUGCUUUAAAUCAACCGGCGGAGCCGAUGUCUGUAUGCGGCGUGACGAACGUCUUGGGACAGCAGGUCUCAUAAUUACCAUCGUAUUUCUGUCUGCGAUCUCUAUUAGUAUGACUGGAGUUAUCAUUAUAUACCUGCGAACAAAAUCUUCUAAAUACGAAGAUAACCAGGCUGUCAUUAUGGAGUGUAGUCCUGAUGAGAUUUCAAAGGAAGAAAAUGGGCCCCCAUCCUUAGAUCAUGGCUACGGCCAAAAAGAAAGAGUGAGUAACGAGCCUAGAGCUAUGAAUGGAUUGCCCGCUAGGCCUAGGCAAAGCUACUACAGUGAGAACCCACCAACCCGAGUGUUAUUAGGGCCUAGAACGCCACAAUUCAGAUCUGGUCAUGAAGAAUGGAAUUCAGGAGCCGCACGACGGUUAUAA